CUUCAUUCUUCCAUCUAUGAAACGUGUCUGGCUGCCAAUGCUCACCAUGUCAUAACGCCCGGCGGAAAGUCCUCUCCCUCAAUCAUUCCUGAGUUCCUUUAGCAGAUGAACACAACCAGGCCUCCGAGACAUCAACCGAAAUGGCGGGCUUCUUUACCUGGCUGUGGGAUUGGCUGCUGUGGAUGUUCUGGGCGACCGAGAUGGACGUGGCGAUCGUUGGAUUACAAAAUGCCGGCAAGACGAGUCUAGUGCGAGUCCUUGCUGGCAAUGAAUUCACCGUCGACACCGUGCCCACAGUGGCUUUCAACAAGAGGGAAGUCAAAAAGGGCCAUGUUUCAAUCAAGUGCUGGGAUCUUGGAGGUCAACCACGUUAUCGAUCCAUGUGGGAGCGAUAUUGUCGCGGAGUCAAUGCCAUUCUUUUCGUGGUCGAUGCUGCCGACAAGGAUGCCAUCCCGGUCGCUCGCGAGGAGCUGCACAAUCUCAUGGACCGACCUACGCUCAACGCCAUCCCUCUUCUCGUCCUCGGCAACAAGUCGGAUUUGCCCAACAAGUUGUCGGUGGACGAAUUGAUUGACCAGCUGGACCUGAAGUCGAUAGUUCGGCGGGAGAUCAGCUGCUACGGAAUCAGUGCAAAGGAAGAGACAAAUCUCGAAGCGGUGCUCCAAUGGCUGGUAGCCAGGUCCGGGAAGUGAAAACCUCUCUUUGUUUGAGCCACGGCGUUUGGAAUUCUGGUGCUACACAGCCUUGAUGGAUUGACGGUACAUUGUUGACUUUGGACCACUGUACAAAUACGGAGUUGACAGCACGCGUAUUGCAGCCAGCGAGGGGAUGUCCGGGCGUACUCUACUCAUGUUCUCCAGGAGAAUGUUCCAGGCGCCUGCUCAGAGGGGAAAUCGAUCGUAGCAGCCCCUGCAGGGUCCUCCACAGGUCAUCACGGCACUGGGAGGGAGUGGCAUACCACAAACAGGCCAUUGUGAACCGCUGCCCGAAUGACGCGUAGCCAAGACUCGGGUUGCAUAAGGUGCCCCCCCCAGAGGCCCAGCGGGUGCUGGUUGGAGGUGCCGGUUAAUGCCUGGGCGCCCACUGGAACAGCUGC
Messenger RNA from Cladophialophora immunda, 1096 nucleotides. RefSeq lists its product as uncharacterized. The transcript has 2 exons. The record is from RefSeq and is a predicted model, not a curated record. Lineage: Eukaryota; Fungi; Ascomycota; Eurotiomycetes; Chaetothyriales; Herpotrichiellaceae. Gene Ontology annotation, biological process: protein transport. Gene Ontology annotation, cellular component: lysosomal membrane. Gene Ontology annotation, molecular function: GTP binding; GTPase activity. Bases 141 to 692 code for a protein of 183 amino acids.